AUGUCUCUUUUGAAAGAUGAUCUCUUACCUUCCAAGGCAUAUAAUUGUCUCCCAUACAUACUUGAAAAUUCUCAUGUCCCAGAAGAUAACCAUGAAGAUAUCAUAGAUCUCCUAUCCCUCUUCACCGAACACAAAGUGCCACAGAACUUCAGUAUAAAACUCGUACACAAACAUUUCGAUACUGAAGCCGACCAGAUCGUGGUAUCAAGGGAUAUUGCAGUUCCAACCCAAGGUGCUAUCUCAAUCACGGGCCCAAUGACACCAAAAAAAACGCCGACUCUCCGCGGCCUUAGCUACUUUGUUAGCGGGGAUGGGACAUUCCAGCCCUUUAAAUACACGGUUGGCUCGUGUCCCAACCUGCGCCAACACGAUGACUUUUUGAAGGAAUUUUCCCGCGUUAUAGUGGAGCGUGGCUUGCAGAAAAAAACUAGGCUUGAUGAUCGCAGAUGUGAGCAAUCGCGGAAGUGGUCGGAAUUUGAAGUCCCUAAGAAGCGCGGUACAAUUAUGAUCCCUCAAGACGUCGGCGGUCUUGAGGGGUUUGAUUUCGGAACACAUGUGCCCACGGAGUGGAACCCUGUUGGCGACAAUAAACUUUGUAUCUGGUGCUAUGGUCAUACUAAUCCACCAGAGACAAAUGACUGGUUCUUGGCAGGGAAGAAAUUGGUGGUUGGAUCUCCACUUCAGCUUAUCGUCAGUACGGCUAUCAGCAAACUAUAA
Molecule: messenger RNA, 717 nt
Organism: Penicillium cataractarum
Lineage: Eukaryota; Fungi; Ascomycota; Eurotiomycetes; Eurotiales; Aspergillaceae
Exons: 1
Coding region: 1-717 (238 amino acids)
Source: RefSeq, a predicted model, not a curated record